Molecule: messenger RNA, 1529 nt
Organism: Zootoca vivipara (common lizard)
Lineage: Eukaryota; Metazoa; Chordata; Lepidosauria; Squamata; Lacertidae
Gene: CRK
Product: CRK proto-oncogene, adaptor protein
Biological process (GO): enzyme-linked receptor protein signaling pathway; cell migration
Cellular component (GO): cytoplasm
Molecular function (GO): signaling adaptor activity; receptor tyrosine kinase binding
Source: RefSeq, a predicted model, not a curated record
UUGGGCGGGGGAGGGAAGCGGCGGCGGCGGCCGGGCUUGCGGCCCCUCCUGCUCCUGCUGGUGCGGCGGUGGCGGCCCGAGGCGGCGCCCAUGGCCGGGCAGUUCGACGCGGAGGACCAGGCGAGCUGGUACUGGGGCCGCCUGAACCGGGUCGAGGCGGUGGGGCUCCUGCAGGGGCAGCGCCACGGCACCUUCCUGGUGCGGGACUCCAGCAGCAUCCCCGGAGACUUCGUCCUCUCCGUCUCCGAGAGUUCCCGCGUCUCCCACUACAUCGUCAACAGCCAAGGGUCAAAUAAUCCUCCUAGGUUUCGAAUAGGGGACCAAGAGUUUGACUCCCUGCCAGCUUUACUGGAGUUCUACAAAAUACACUACUUGGACACUACAACCUUGAUAGAACCUGUUUCAAAAUCCAAACAUAACAGUGAUGUGCAGCUGAGGCAGGAAGAGGCUGAGUAUGUGCGUGCUCUCUUUGACUUUAAUGGCAAUGAUGAGGAAGAUCUUCCAUUUAAAAAAGGAGACAUACUGAGAAUCCGGGAAAAGCCUGAAGAGCAGUGGUGGAAUGCAGAAGACAGCGAAGGCAAGCGAGGGAUGAUCCCUGUUCCAUACGUCGAGAAGUAUAGACCUUCCUCUGCUUCAGUAUCUGCUCCGAUUGGAGGUAACCAGGAUAGUGCGCUCCCACAGCCACUGGGUGGGCCGGAGCCAGGUCCCUAUGCCCAGCCCAGCAUCAACACUCCGCUCCCCAACCUCCAGAAUGGCCCCAUAUUUGCCCGGGUUAUCCAGAAGCGGGUCCCUAAUGCCUACGACAAGACAGCCUUGGCUUUGGAGGUCGGUGAGCUGGUAAAGGUCACCAAGAUUAACAUGAGUGGCCAGUGGGAAGGAGAGUGCAAUGGCAGGAGAGGACACUUCCCGUUCACGCAUGUCCGGCUGCUCGAUCAACAGAAUCCCGAGGAAGACUUCAGCUGAGUAUAGCUCAACGAUUCUGCUUACAGAUGGGAACAAACACACUGUGUUCCACUGCAGCUGUCAUAGACUGUUCCUAGAUGUCAAAAGCAGUGUUGCUUCCGCAAGACAUUGAUAUAGUUGAAAUAUCCCUGGGACCCGACACUUAAAAGAGGCUUGUGUUUUCAGGGUACGAAACUCAAUGGCUUCUGUGCCAAAAGUGGCACAUAAGGAUAGGUGAAUCAGAGACAUUACUUCCUCCUCCCCUCCCCUCCUCCCUGCUGGAAGUAGGAUUUGGCCUCCUCAAGAGGGUUCUUGAGUAUGGCUUUACCAGUCCCAUUGCUUUGUCUGUAGGCAGCAAACCUGAAUGGUUAAGUAGGAAGCUCACAAUUUGCUAACCCAAGAAAAUUCCUCUUUGGAUUUGACUUGCAACUCCUGCAUCAUAACUGCUUGUUGCAUAAUGAGUACAAUUUGCACAUUGCGGGUGACUUUUUACACAUACUAUUUUGAUACUGGGGUAGCUGUUGCAUAACUACCAUCAUUUGAAUGGGUUAGCUAUUGUAUAACUAUUCUACGUUUUGGCUAUUCCC